Solea solea (common sole) is the source of this 2427-nucleotide messenger RNA. Its product is annotated as RING finger domain-containing protein. The coding region runs from base 514 to 1152 and encodes 212 amino acids. Gene Ontology annotation, biological process: protein ubiquitination. Gene Ontology annotation, molecular function: ubiquitin protein ligase activity. The record is from RefSeq and is a predicted model, not a curated record. NCBI's taxonomy places the organism in Eukaryota, Metazoa, Chordata, Actinopteri, Pleuronectiformes, Soleidae. The transcript is spliced from 3 exons.
GAGGAUAGACUUGUCCUCGGCUCCCAGGUGUUGGGGCCGGACCAGAGACAGAAGGCAGCUCUGGCAGAAGGUGUGUCUGCAGCGGAGCUCCCGGGGACACCGGCGACCCGCGUUGUAGAUCCGGUUACGCUUAGAUCACCAAGGGUUUAAUUACUGCUCAGCAAACCUCGUGGGAGACAUUGACGGAGAGACGGGGACGAGAAAAAUCAGGUGAGACGCAGCAAAAAACAGGAGUUAACCACCAGUGAGCCAAGCGUAGACACGUACUGCAAAUCUACCGCCAUUUAAGAUCAAAAUCGGAGUAGUGUAUGUGCACACAGAAAGGAGAGGAAGACUCCUCUGUCUGCCGGGAUGAGAUCUGCACCAGCAUGUGAGGAGUAUGAGUUGUGAGAGAGGAAACAGUGAGGUCGAGGGUGGGCAUCAAAGUGUGCUCUGAUCACAGGGGUUUAUGUGGUGGAGUCUGUCAUUUAAAGAUUAGCUUUCAUCACCAAGGCAACCCCACUCCCUCCCACCAUGAUGGGCGAGGUUGUCCCAGCCCACCAGCAGGGGGACCCAGCUGUUGCCGCAUCCAUCCCAGGAGAUCCCAUGGAUGUGGAGUGUCCCAUCUGCUACCAGGAGUACAACCAGUACAACAAAUGCCCCAGGAUGCUGGAGUGUCUCCAUGUUUUUUGCACCGAGUGCCUCCAAAGGAUCCAGCUCUGCCGCUUUGAGCCCCCUGACCCUCACAGCCCACCAGCCAUCCCCUGUCCCUUGUGUCGCCACCUAACCCCCCUCGAAUCUGGCGAUGCCCUUACCUUACCCUGCAACUCCCGCAUCCUGGCCAGGCUGCCCCCGUUGGCCUUACACCUGCCUGCCUCCAUGGCUGCCUGCCUGUCGUCAGUCACCCAGAGGGUGGUGCUCUCCCUGGAGGGCGAGAACAGGGACACCCGCUUCAUCAUCCUGCCCACCGUCAGCCUGCGGGUGCAGCAGAUGCACCCGGACACACCAUACGGCACAGCGCCGGGCCUGAUAAGUGAAGGGGAAGUCAUAGAGCAGAGCAAGAAGACACUGUUCUGUGUGCAGCUGCUGGCUGUCGUCUUCUGGGUGCUGUUCGUCAUCACCUGUGUGGUUGGGGUGGUGUUUGGGCCACACAUUCUGAACAAGAGGUUAUAGUAGGAAAAAGGAGUUCUCUCCAUUUUGUUGCAGAUAAACUGUCGUUGUUGAUAUGAAGACAGAUACUGCGACAGGUUUUUUUUGUUUGCAAUAAUUUUUUAAAGGUAUAGUGUGUAAGAUUUAGACCUUAAGGACACAGCAAAACUUUAUCUUUUUUGUUCUUCCUAGUUUUCCGUGAACACUGCAUGAUUUCAAGACAUUUCUUUAUACACACAAAACUACCCAAAAUUCAUAAAGCAAAGGUGCAAAGGUGCUGUUUUGAGAUUUUCUUUUCCAAAAAUAGCAGCUAAGGGCUCCUAAAAUGCCAUUUGCGUGUGGAUAAAAAGCCAAUAUACAAAACAUUUGUGUAUUCCCCGAAACUUGCUGGCGUUUAGAUUAACACUAACAAACACAGGACUCCUCCCCUCACCCCUCCCUUUCCCAAGCUCAUCAGGAGACUACAGUGGCCUUGCAUACCAGAAAGACCUUUUUCUUUGUUUACGUAAUAACCCUCUUCUUCAAAAAGUGAAACUCUGCUCUGGCUGGUUUAAACACUCAGGCUGCUGUAGACACAUGGUGGUGCUGGAUUGCAGCCUCUGUAAAGUUAAUGCCCUUACUUACACCAGAAAUAAGAUGCUUAUUCUAGGGCCAAGAAAACAAAAUAAUUUUACCUUAAAGCAGUUACAUACUUAAACAAACAUACUUAUGGAAAGUAACCUAUGGACAAUAAUAUUCCACACUGGACCGUUAAGGUAAAUUUGUAGUUCACUAUUCACUUUGUAAUAGAUAAACGAAAGUCCACUGAUAUUAAAAUUAACAUGUUAAAUGAGCACAACAACACACAACAUAUAAACUAUAACUUAGUUUAAAUUCAAUUAAAUUCUCUCAUCAAUAAAAGUAACAGUGUAGAAAAGUGCUAAACAAAGUUCAUCUCCAUAAAGUUUAUAUCAGUUAUGUUAAAUUGCAGUCUUCAUGAUUUACCAAUUGUAUUGUUUUCAGAUUGUGAAUGUUGUUGCUCAUCAUUUUCACUUAUUCUCAUUAAUGCAUGGUUGUAGCGCUUUGAUGAAUGAUAGACUGAUGAAGGGUUCCCUCUAGUGGUUUAUUUGAAAAUGUACCGACAAAGGACAAGCCCUACAAAGCUGUAUUUAUUAAAUUUAUUAUGUUGUCAUCUUUUCUCAGAGGUGGUGUUAUUUAUCAUUGAUUUUUUAAUGUUGUUUGCACACGUUUGUUGAUAUUUAUAUAGACUACAGCUGUUGAUUGUGAGGACUGUACAAAUAAAGAUGUGGAGAUUGAAAA